AUGGCAAACGGAGCUCUACCCCAGACUCUCAAGUCUAUCACUGCCACAAAAAUCAAUGAACUCUCCAAGCAACGCGUCCUGUUUGACCAGCGCAAAGCAGAAAUCCUUGCAGAUGCUAAUGCAGCCCCAGAUCUGCGUACCCGUGCUCAGGCUUUGCUGCAUGGAAUCUCACGCCUGAAAGGAUAUCCCAAGGAUUCACUUGACAAAGAUGACCGAGAUCUAGAUGCGGAGACAUUGGAUGAGGAAUUGGAAGACAAUCUUCCUUCCCGAAUACUUGGUCGUUUGCAACCGGAAGAUCAUAGGAAUAUGAGUCGCUUCCUUCUGCAAAGUCGCCACGACUCUUCCAUCUCCCAGACAGCUCUACAAGAUCGUAUCGCUCAACUUGAAAAGGAGUUGCGGUAUCUUGAGAUAAAGCAUGAACAUGGCGAUUUCUACAGCAAGUUGGUUGCGGAGUGGUUGUCGGAGCUAGAUGGAAGCAUUACUUCACCUGCAGGUGAAACCAACUCUACCACAGGCCCUGACCCAACCCUCGAAAAGGUUGGACGGGCAGAAAUGCAUGACCAGCGCGCGACUUGGGAGUCCUUGGUCUUCACUCCUGCAACACAUGUCAACGAGGAAGCAAUCAAGUCGUACCUCAAUAAUCUUUUCACUCAGACCAAGCUUUCUCAACAGGCACUCAAAGAUCUCCGUCAAAGUCUCCAAUCCUUUGGAACAGAACUAGCCUCAAGGGGUAAGUGGCUGGAUGUGAGUGAACUCAAAUGGGUCUCUCGUGCACUGCUCAAAGCCGACCUCCUCAGCGAUGAAAAAACAGCCAUUCUGAAAGAGUUCAUGCGGAAUAACGAGGUUGCCCAGGAGGUAGCAGAUGUGCUCAACAUGCGCCUUGCCUCGCUCGAGAGCUGGACCUGGGCCGGAGACGCAGAAGGCAUCCCUGUUCAAAUGCGGCGUCAUCUGAACGGUAAAUACCGGGUUUUCAUGGACGAGGACCUUCUGGAUGCCCUUAUGCUACAAUACCUUGGGACAAUAUGGGCUGUAAAGCUACGGGAGGUGUUUGAGACAUUCCUACAAUCGAACGCCUGGAAGACCUUGCACGAGGAUAUCUCAGAAGAAGACAAGGAAAUGCGCAAAUACUUCCUUGGCCGAAACGCCAACUCAGACUCUGGCAGCCUCAACAAGAUUCGAAAAAAGACAUACAGCGAGGAAUAUUUCAUGAGCCAAUUGCCUGCUUCAACCGAUGAAGGUGCACGGCUGUAUGAUGAGGAUGGGUCCGACCUAAAGAACGCCCUGGAUACAAAGCACUCUCUUCUACAUCUCCUAAUCACGGAAUCUAUCAUCCAUAAGCAUCAGCGUGGAGAGUUUACUGCUGUGCGGUCGGACUUUGAGUGGUUUGGCCCCUCGAUGCCGCAUGCUACUUUGCUCACUGUGAUGAAGUUCUUUGGGGUUCCCGAGCUAUGGAUGAAGUUUUUCGUACUGUUUUUAGAGGCUCCCCUCAAAUUUUCCCAAGACGGAGCCGAUGCCUCUAUACAAGUCCGUAAGCGUGGCCUUCCAAUGAGUCAUACACUCGGUGAUUGUUUGGGUGAAUCCGUUCUUUUCUGUAUGGACUAUGCAGUCAAUCAAGCUACCGAAGGCGCUUUCCUGUACCGGCUCCAUGAUGACUUCUGGUUCUGGGGAACAGAGAAAAGUUGUGUCAAGGCAUGGCAGGCAAUGGAGCAGUUUACUGAGGUGAUGGGUCUGAAGUUCAAUGAGGAGAAGACUGGAAGUGUGCAGAUGGGCCCCAAUACCACCCUGAAAGAGUCCACUCUGCUUCCCACCGGCGAAAUCCGCUGGGGCUUCUUGGUUCUGGAUGCGAAGAAAGAAAGAUUCAUCAUCGACCAGGCCCAGGUUGACCAGCACAUCGAAGAGCUUUCACGGCAGCUUUCGUCCUGCGAAAGUGUUUUCGCUUGGGUACAGGCAUGGAACAGCUACUUCGGCCGCUUCUUUACCAACAACUUUGCCAAACCAGCCAUUUGCUUCGGUCGGGACCAUAUUGACAUGGCAAUUUCUACACUGGGCCGUAUCGAGCAAGGACUUUUUAGGACCUUAGAUGGCGAAAGUCCGUCUGGCCAAACCAGUGGCGUCACUGACCAUCUACGCACAGUGAUCGCAAAUCGGUUUGAUAUUCACGACCUUCCAGAUGGGUUCUUCUAUUAUCCAGUUGAACUCGGCGGCCUGGAGCUCCUCAAUCCUUUCAUCAGACUUCUUGCCAUGCGCGAAAACAUUAAGACAACCCCCCGGAAGCUACUGCACAAGGCCUCUCUGAAGGAGGAGAAAAAAUACGAGGCAGCGAAGGAAAGGUUUAAACUGAACGGCCCUGAUAUUUGGAGCGCUAAACAGACCAAGCCAUUUAUGUCCCUGGAAGAAUACACCCGGUAUCCAGAAACAUUCAGUUUGUCUCUUGUGGAUGUGUACAAGCAACUGACUGAGGUGCCGAGCGAGACGAGUGUGGCUCUGACUUGGGGCUUUGAAAGAGAGCAAAACUCCCUCAGGCAAUUGUUCCCUGAAGGCUCCAUCCAGUAUCACUGGGGGUCAAUGGAACCUUACUGGAAGUGGGUGGCGGAGUUGUAUUCGGAAGAGAUGGUCCGUACUUACGGAGGCUUGGCUGCUGUGAAUCGCGAGUUCAUGCCCCUGGGUGUUGUGAAGACCCUGCGGGAGGGUAAAUUCAGAUGGCAGAUUUGA
Messenger RNA from Penicillium vulpinum, 2712 nucleotides. RefSeq lists its product as uncharacterized. NCBI's taxonomy places the organism in Eukaryota, Fungi, Ascomycota, Eurotiomycetes, Eurotiales, Aspergillaceae. The record is from RefSeq and is a predicted model, not a curated record. The coding region runs from base 1 to 2712 and encodes 903 amino acids. The transcript has a single exon.